This is a messenger RNA of Acanthochromis polyacanthus (spiny chromis), 3458 nucleotides long. Its product is annotated as probable ATP-dependent RNA helicase DDX17. Lineage: Eukaryota; Metazoa; Chordata; Actinopteri; Pomacentridae. Gene Ontology annotation, molecular function: ATP binding; RNA helicase activity; RNA binding. Gene Ontology annotation, cellular component: ribonucleoprotein complex; nucleus; cytoplasm. Gene Ontology annotation, biological process: alternative mRNA splicing, via spliceosome. The transcript has 13 exons. The coding region runs from base 283 to 2217 and encodes 644 amino acids. The record is from RefSeq and is a predicted model, not a curated record.
GGUACGUAAAUAUUGUAGCUGAAGGUACGUUGGUGUCGGGGGCAGGGGAGCAAGGAGCAGCGGCCGUUGAACUCCGUGACGCACACAACAAUUGUUUAACAAACAGCGUUUCAAGCGAAAUUAUCGUCUAAUAUAUAUAUGUUUUCAAGCUUUACUUAGGUAUAUCGUAAACUGCGUUUAUUUGCAAGUUAUUCCACAGCACAGCGUAAACAAAUCGCUGUCGAACGUUAAAGCUAACGUUGCUAAAAACAGCGGCGAGGACAACAGUGUUUUUUCGCCAAAAUGAGAGGGGGCUCCUCCUAUGGAGACAGAGACAGGGACCGCGGACGAGAUAGACCACGGUUUGGAGCCAUGAGCAGUCGUGGUGGACCCCCACCAAUGAAGUUUGGAAAUCCAGGUGAGCGUCUCCGCAAGAAGAGGUGGAAUCUGGACGAGCUGCCCAAAUUUGAGAAGAACUUCUACACUGAACACCCUGAUGUCCAACGCAUGACUCAAUAUGAAAUGGAAGAGUUUCGCCGAAAAAAGGAAAUCACCAUCAGAGGCACUGGUUGUCCAAAGGCUGUCACCGCUUUUCACCAUGCGCAGUUUCCUCAGUAUGUGAUAGAUGUGUUAAUGCAGCAGAAUUUCAAGGAGCCAACAGCGAUCCAGGCUCAGGGAUUCCCUGUGGCCCUGAGCGGCAAGGACAUGGUGGGAAUUGCACAGACUGGCUCUGGAAAGACACUGGCAUAUCUUCUUCCUGCUAUUGUACACAUCAAUCACCAGCCCUAUCUGGAGAGGGGAGAUGGGCCGAUUUGUCUGGUUCUCGCUCCAACCAGAGAGCUGGCCCAGCAGGUUCAGCAGGUUGCAUAUGACUAUGGGAAAUCUUCCCGUAUCAAAAGCACCUGUGUGUAUGGUGGAGCUCCCAAAGGACCACAGAUUCGAGAUCUUGAGAGGGGUGUUGAGAUCUGCAUCGCCACACCUGGUCGCCUCAUUGACUUCUUGGAGGCAGGGAAGACUAACCUGCGCCGCUGCACCUACCUUGUGCUGGAUGAGGCUGACCGCAUGUUGGACAUGGGUUUUGAACCGCAGAUUCGCAAGAUAGUUGAACAAAUCAGGCCUGACAGACAGACUCUGAUGUGGAGUGCAACUUGGCCGAAGGAGGUUCGGCAACUUGCCGAGGACUUCCUGAGGGACUAUAUCCAGAUUAAUGUUGGUGCUCUGGAGCUCAGUGCCAACCACAACAUCCUGCAGAUAGUCGAUGUCUGCAUGGAGACAGAAAAGGACAACAAACUAAUUCAGCUGAUGGAGGAGAUAAUGGCUGAAAAGGAGAAUAAAACAAUCAUCUUUGUGGAGACUAAGAAACGUUGUGAUGAUCUUACAAGGAGGAUGAGGCGUGAUGGCUGGCCAGCCAUGUGUAUCCAUGGAGACAAGAGCCAGCCAGAACGAGACUGGGUGCUCACAGAAUUUAGAAGUGGCAAAGCUCCCAUUCUGAUUGCUACUGAUGUUGCUUCUCGUGGUCUGGACGUGGAAGAUGUCAAGUUCGUCAUCAACUAUGACUAUCCCAGCUGCUCCGAGGAUUAUGUCCAUCGUAUUGGACGUACGGCCCGCAGUACCAACAAGGGCACUGCCUACACCUUCUUCACACCAGGAAACCUGCGACAGGCCCGAGACCUUGUCCGGGUUUUGGAGGAGGCCCGGCAAGCCAUAAAUCCUAAACUGCUUCAGCUCGUGGACUCCGGCCGUGGAGGAGGAGGUGGUGGCAGAAUGCGUUACCGUGGCAGCAACUCCAACAACCCUAACCUGAUGUAUCAGGAUGAGUGCGAUCGGCGCAUGCGCUCAGGCAAAGAUGGCCGCAGUAGCUUCAACCGCGACAGUCGCAACAGCCGUGAUGGAGACCGUUCCUCUUCCUCCUAUAGGGACAGAAGCAGGGACCACAGAAACAGCUACAACUCGGGCUCAGAUCACUACCAGAGCUACAGCAGUAGUGGUGGAGGCUAUAACGCCCGUGGUGGAGGCCACUCUGGAGGUGGUGGUGGAGGGCCUAAUCAGUCCAGCCAGCCGCAGGGUCAGUUUGGCCAGGUUCCUCCUCCUCCUCCACCGUCAGGGGGACCGCAGCCUCUGAUGGCUCAGCAGUUCGCUCCAUCACAGCCUCCACUCAUGGGCUUCAUGGGGCAACCGCCAUACCCUUUCGUGUCUCCUCCCCCUCCUCCUCCAGGUGCGCCGCCACCCCGGAAGUAGAAUAAAAAGGCACCGACUUAGUUUGUGCUACUUAGUGUGUUUUACAGUGUAACUUUGUUUUUCUUCUUGUCAUCCCCAAAAGAGCCAGGGAUUUUAAAAGGCAUAUGUCUAAGGAGGUAAGGGCUUAUAUUUUGUAUUUGUUUUGUACUUUUUAAUAUGCCCAAAAUGAGGGAUUUAGAUGAGGGAUGUAGAAAAGGAAAUCUAGAAAUAUUGUCCUUUGUUUUUUCAAAUUAGAUUGUCACUGUCCAAAGUUGCUCUCAACUGUGCACCAUGGAGGAACAGUUGUCUAGUGUUUUCAUUCCAAUCAAAUGUUACAACAUUAGAUUUGUCCAGUUUGUUAUUCCUCUCUAGCAGCGUAAAAGAUAAUGCAACUACAUUACAUUUGUCUGUGGCACAGUAAUGUAAGGCAUUUCCAUAUACAGUUAGUUACUGCUUUUAUUUUGAAGCAGUAUAGUCUACUGGCAGUGCCACUUUGACUCUCUUGAACAUGCAGUCAAACCUUGUUUACUCUUUGGGCUGGUUUUUGUGGUAAUACUUUAUUAAAUAGCCUCAAGAAAAAACCUUGUGUAUGUCCUUAUUGGAAUAGAGGGUUGUCAUUUUUAAGGUUCUAAGUGGCAAUUGGAUGAUAAUACAUCUCAGGCAAAGUUUUUAAAGUAAUGCAACAAGUUGUGUUACCAAUUACUUUUUACACAGUAAAUAGGUAAAAUUAAGUACUAACCCCCACACUGUUUCCCAGUUUAAGCUGUUGUCAGCUGCAUUAGGAUUUGGUUUGAGUGCAAACGCUUUAGACUGACUGCCUCAGUGGUCUUUGGUUGAGAGUUGUUCUUUCAGGGAAAAUGAAAUGCAGUAGGUACAAUUACAUUCCAGACUCAUGUCUUCUGUGACUUUGUUCAAGUUCAAACUCUGAGUUUGAGAAACUUGGAUUUUGGAGAGCAACGUAUUUUUAUCGCAUUGAUUUUUAGGUUUGUUCUUCUAAAUGCCCAAGCAGUAGAUACAAUUGGGGGAAUCUUCUAAUAGUUUUCAUAUCAUUCAACCACUUAUUUAGAUUUGUUGGUGUGUUUGACUUAUCUAAUGAUUGAGAUACAUUUUUAUCAUGCAUGCCUUUUACUUUUUCUGUCCUGUAGCGAGUCACAGCUAAAAUAUUCUUUUAACGUCAAGAUUUACUAAAUCUUACUUUGUUGCUUGUUUCCUGUCAAUGCGCUCUUUUUACAGUGUUUUCUUAAAUAAACGUGUCAAAGCUG